Molecule: messenger RNA, 876 nt
Organism: Trichomonas vaginalis G3
Lineage: Eukaryota; Parabasalia; Trichomonadida; Trichomonadidae
Product: ribosomal large subunit assembly
Exons: 1
Coding region: 1-876 (291 amino acids)
Biological process (GO): rRNA processing; ribosomal large subunit assembly
Cellular component (GO): preribosome, large subunit precursor
Molecular function (GO): rRNA binding
Source: RefSeq, a predicted model, not a curated record
AUGUCUAUUAAGCAAAAGAUUAUUUCUAAGGAGCACAAGAUCAUCAGACCACCGCCAGAGUGUAUGACAUUCGUCGUUCAUACUGGAAAAGUUGGAAGAUUCGUAAAAGACCUUGAAACCGAUAUGAGAAUUAUGUUAGCUCCUUAUACAUACGAUAAACUUCGUGUUAACAAGAAAAAUCAAAUUCGUGACUUUGUUGAAGCUGCUGGUGAUCUCGAAGCUACAAUGAUGUUUCUUUUGCGCUGUCAACAAGAUAAAUUAGUAUUAUCUCUCAACAGAUUCCCACAUGGACCAACAUUACACUUUAACAUUAAGAAAUUUGCAACAAUGGCUGAUGUUCGCGCUGGAAAUAAAGAUUCUGCUACAAUAAACAGGACUCAUCCAGGUGAAGCAUUCCCAAUUCUUGAAGGAUUUGGUGAUUCAAACGAAGACCAAACAAUGGUUUCGAUGUUCCAAGGUUUAUUCCCUUCAUUCGAUCCAUUAACAGCAGAUUUAGGCUUAAUGAAGCGUGCUGUUUACAUCUCCAAGAGUGCUGAUGGCAAUAUUUCCAUUCGCCACUACCUUGUUGAGAAAACAAACCCUAGAGAAGUAGCAAUGAACGAAGCUAUUGACAAAGCCAUGUCAACAAACCUCAAAAACUAUAAUUCGAUGACAGAAUACCUCGAUGAAAUACACAAAGACCAGCCAAAGAAAGAUAAGAAGAUAUCUACAAUUAAACUGAAAGAACUUGGUCCAAGAAUCGAUAUAGUCUUAGACUACACAGAGUUGAACCUCUUUGGUGGCAUGAAGAUGCAGGAACAGAUCAAAAAGAGACAAAUGAAGAGGGCUUUGGAAGAAAAGGCCGCCAAGGAAGAAAAAGAGAAGGCAAAGCAUUAA